Molecule: messenger RNA, 7540 nt
Organism: Tupaia belangeri chinensis (Chinese tree shrew)
Lineage: Eukaryota; Metazoa; Chordata; Mammalia; Scandentia; Tupaiidae
Gene: URB1
Product: URB1 ribosome biogenesis factor
Exons: 39
Coding region: 85-6999 (2304 amino acids)
Biological process (GO): maturation of LSU-rRNA from tricistronic rRNA transcript (SSU-rRNA, 5.8S rRNA, LSU-rRNA); maturation of 5.8S rRNA from tricistronic rRNA transcript (SSU-rRNA, 5.8S rRNA, LSU-rRNA)
Cellular component (GO): nucleolus
Source: RefSeq, a predicted model, not a curated record
UCCCUACCACGUGCCGCGUGGCGCGUGUCCUCCUGCCAGGUCCCAGCAAGUGUGUGGUUUCGGUUGGUCCUUGCCGUCUGCGCCAUGGGGGUCUCCAAGAGGAAGGCCCGGAGUGGCCAGGACCGCACAGAUUCCCCCGCGGGCGUGCCCAAGCGGGCCCGCAGGGAAGAGCUCACCGGCGUGGGGUUCAAGGCUCAGCUGAAGGAGCCGCAGGGCGUGGAGCCAGCCUUGGAAGCAUUCGUCUCUGCUGCCAAGAAGUUACCCCAAGAAGAUGUGUACGAUGUGGUAGAAGGAUAUAUAAAGAUUUCUGUUGAGUGUGCAGAAAUUUUCCAGCUCCUCAGUGGGGAGAAGCGACCUGAAAGUGAAAUGCUAUUGAUAUUUCAAGUUUUCGAGGCCAUAUUAUUGCGGACUGCAGGUGAUCUUUCGCAUCUUCAUGUUGUGGGCACCAACAUCGUGAAGAAACUCAUGAACAACCACAUGAAGCUUAUCUGUGAGGCCCUCUAUGCCUCGGGUUACAGGAUGGCUCGAGCCUGCCUGAACCUGAUGGCCGCCAUGGUGACCCAGGGUUCUGAAGCUGCCAGGGAUGUCUGCAGCCAUUUUGAUUUGAAUAAAAAGACCUUGUACACCCUGGUGACCAAGAGGGAUUCAAAGGGAGUGCACGAUGUUCGGCAGGCCUACAUCCAGUUUGCCCUUUCCUUUUUAAUCGCUGGAGAUGACAGCACAAUUGUGCAGGUGCUGGAGCUGAAAGAGUUUAUUCCUUGCAUUUUUAGCUCAGGCAUAAAGGAAGACAGGAUUUCUACCAUCAAUAUAUUAUUAUCCACUCUGAAAACAAAGGUGGUUCACAAUAAAAACAUUACGAAAACCCAGAAGGUGCGUUUCUUUACUGGGCAGUUCCUAACCCACAUAGCAUCUCUCUACGGCUGGAAUGGGAUCGCAGACGUGAGCCCCGGAGACGUCCAGGUGUCUGCUGAAGCAGGGAAAGCCACGGUGAGAGAACUUGUUCAUAACUUCCUGAUGGACCUUUGCUGCUCGCUCAAGCAUGGGAUUAAUUUUUAUGAUGCAUCGUUUGGUACCUUUGGCAGAGGAGGAAACCUGACGCUCUUGCACUUCUUGCUGAGUUUGAAGACUGCACCAGAUGACGAGCUGGUGGCUGACCUGGUGGUGAACAUCCUUAAAGUGUGCCCGGACUUACUGAGCAAGUACUUCAAAGAAGUCACUUUCUCCUUUCUCCCACGAGUGAAGUCCACUUGGUUAAAUAACAUCAGACUACUAAACAAGAUCUAUGAGGCCCAGCCAGAGAUUUCCCGAGCGUUCGAAACCAGAGAGUUUAUCCCCUUGCCUCGGCUCCUGGCCAUGGUGAUGGUGACCGUCGUGCCCGUAGUGUGCAACAAGAUCAUGUUCACCCAGGCGUUAAACUUGGACAGCAAACCGGUGAGACACACAGCGUUAUCGCUUAUUUCCUUCGUUUUGAAGAGAGCCUUAAAAACUAUUGAUUACUGCCUGGAUAGAGAGGCAUGGCAAGAAUCCGGUGUGUACACCGCCGCGAUGAUGGAAGAAUUUGUGCAGCUCUUCAGGGAAGCCCUGAGCAAGAUUUUGCCAGACCUAAACACUAUUGUGUGGGUAUGGCAGUCACUUAAAAAGCAAGAGACGAAACAGGAUGACAAGAAAGGCAAGAGAGGGGGUGAUAAGCCUGCGACUGCCUGCCCAGCUCCCCAGUGCGAUGAUGUGGAAACUGUUCUUCUGAAAGCUGUCCUGCUCCAGAGCAUAUGCCUCUACCAGAGGGCGGUCCCCCACCUGGUCAUGCAGUACAACUUCGACUUCAGCAAGCUGCUGAAAGGCGUCAUCUCUGAGCAAGGGCUUCAGGAAGAGGCACCUCCCAUUCUGCAGCACCGGAUGCUACAGGUGGCCCUGGAACUGCCUGCCAGCAAAUUUUUGUGGUUAAAGGCACAGGAAGGCCCAGAUGCAGAAAUUAUCGGAGGUGAACGGUCAGUGUUUUACUUGUUGAUGAAAAUGUUUGUGACCAGUAGCCACUUAGAACUCAAGUCAUCCACUAAACUUCUGAUCAUGAAGAUUCUGCGGGACACAGGGGUGUUUGAGCACACCUGGAGGGAGCUCGAGCUCUGGCUGGAGCACUUGGACAGUACUGUGGAAGAGAGCAAAGAAACCGUGAUUCAGUUCCUGGAACGCGUUUUACUGACAUUGGUGGCGAAUCCCUACUCAUACACGGACAAAGCAUCUGACUUUGUGCAGGAAGCCAGCACACUGCAGGCCACCGUGACGAAGCACGACUCUGACGACGUCAGCAUCCCCGUCUCCCACAUUGACGAUGUUCUCGACAUGGUGGACGUGCUGGUUGAGGGCAGCGAAGGCUUGGAUGAGGAAAUCGGGUUCUCGUUAAAUGAAGACAUGAUCCUGCUCACGUUCCCGUUCAGUGCAGUGGUUCCUGCAGCCCUGGAAGCCAGGAACAAGCUGCUCCUUGGGACAGAAAGUGGAGCAGGCGAAAGGAUCGUGGCCUAUCUGACAGCAGUGCUGAGUGACCUUCUUCACACUCAGAGGGACCCUUUGGCUCUGUGUCUUCUGCUCCAGGCUUAUGACAAGUUUGAAGCUCCAGGCCCACCUUGCUGCCAUCAGCUCUCCUGGUUUAACAGAUACUACACCCUCUGGAUCCCAGAGCAAGCCCGUGAGGCUGGGCUGUUCCAGGCCUCAGGUAGCCUCUCACCCCGGUCUACACCAGCUGCCGCCUCAUCCUUCUCUGCCCUGCUGCAGACGGCCUAUGAGGGCCAGGCACUCCGAGAUGAGCCUGUACAGACACAGCUGCAGGCCGCUGUUGCACACCUGGCCGGGCACCAGCUCCCACGUGCGGCCAAGCAGGUGCUGCUCUACCUCAAGACCACUGUGGAGACCUUCAGCCAGCUGGGCAGAAGUGUGGGCCCCCCACUCCUGCAGCUCUUCUUGGAUCUCCUCAGGCGCCUCGUCCUGCACUGUGAGCAACUGGACACCCAGAGCCAGCAGAAGUGCGAGGCUGCCCGGGCUGAGGCUGAUGCUGAUGCUGAUGCUGACCUCUUUGUGGACAUGGAAUCCAUGGCCUUGUCGGAGCUGGCCAGUGACCAGAUGUUGGAGGAGGUGCUCGUGGCCAUCCUCAGGCACCCCACACUGGAAGGCUGGUUCCUGGCCCUGGAACAGCAGGCCCUCCCCCCGCACACCCUCAGCCCCCUACUUGUGAAACUCUUGGCAACCCACCUCAGCACAGGGGUCCUUCAGCUACUAGCAGCCAGUGCCCCAAUCCUCCGGAACACCGGUCAGCUGGGCCUCCUGGCCAGGUACUUCGAAGCCAUCACCCAAAGCGUGUUGAAAGAGCUGCGAACCAGGAGAACUGGGCGAGCCACACUGCCACCGAAGACCCUGCCUCAGCUAGAGGCCCUGCAGAAGCUGCACCCAUACAUGGAGGGUGCCCAGCUCCGUGAGAUCAUCCUGGCCCUGCUGAGCCUUCCCAAGGCCCAGCUUGUUACCCAGCACCCCAUGAAGUCUCCUGGGCAAGAGAAGCACUUGAAUGACUUUGGGAAGACACUGGUGCAGCUGCUGGCCUGCAGUUCCCAGGAUCAGCUGCAGAGUGGCGAACUGCUCCAGUCUUCCGAGUACGUGAGAGGCCUGGGGGCUUUGCUCCCCAUGCUGGCCAUGGAUGAGCUGGAUGCUGUGUUCUUCCGCACUCUGCAGAAAGAGCCCACACUGGCCCCCGUGGUUGCUGUUGACCUGCUCGACUACUGCCUGGCCCGGCAGACACCCACCACCCUCAGCAUUGCUGCCCUGCUCCUUGGGCAGAGCUGCCCCCACCUGCUGUACUUCGAGCUGUGGUGCCAGCGGACUGGCACAGGACGGAGCCUGCAGGAGGCCUUGGACGACUUUCUCCCCCUGGUCCAAGUCUACCUGCAGCACAGAACUCAGGGACUCUUCACACGACCAACAAAAGUGUCCAGUGCUGUCAUUCCUGUCUUAAGGAAGGCCCUGUGGAAACAGCUGCAGAGCAGGCUUCUCAGUGCUGACUUUGCCCCGGAGUCUGGGCUGCAUCAGGAGAUCCUCGCCCAGCUGGUGCCAUUUGUGAGAGCCAAGGAUCUGAGUGUCCUCAGGGACUGUUUGCCCAGCUUGCUGCAGACUCCCAGCAGUCACAACAGAGCCCUAGGGAUUAAGCCAGCCCUCUCCAUCACCUUCAUCUGCAGCAGUUGGAUCGUGGCUGACUCUAUCUUGGGAGCCCUGGAAGCAUCAGCAGGAGAACUGUGUGCCUGGAGGAAGACCCUCCUCGGGUCCUGCAUGAAGUGGCUGAUCAGGUCUUUCAGUGGUAGCCAGCAAGAUGAUGACACCGCUCAGGAUCUGGAUCAAGAGAAACAGAUGCUGCUGAGGUUAAAUGAGCUGUUGCUUGCACUUAAUGAAGUCGAUCCUGGUGAUUGGCAGAAAUUUGUGAAGAUAGGACUCAAAUUUCGGUAUCAGGACCACACGUUUUUGAAGAGCCUCAAUGGUGCCAUGCAGCUCCUGUACAGCCCAGAGAGCCCAGUGCACACGGCGCUCACCCCACUCCCCAUGGUCCACAUGAUGCUUACCCAGCAUUCCCUGUUCUUGCCAACGCUCCUGAAGUCCGAGGAGGAGGAACACCCAGAUGGGCGAGUGAAAGAAGCGCUGGUGGACCUGUUGUCGACAGUGGUGAGGAUGUGUCCCUCUGUCUGCGAGAGCAGCCACUUUGCCGUGCUUCUUGGGGCCUAUGGCGCCUCUCUCAGCGUCCUGGACCAGAAGAUUCUCCUCCUCCUCCGGGCUUAUGAACAGAACAAGCUCAGCCUCGUCACCUUCAGGGUGUUACUUUGGGGCCCAGCAGCUGUGGAACAUCACAAGACCUGCCGGAGCCUGGGCAAGUCGCUGUGGCAGCAGCCGAGUGCCGGGGACAUUCUACGCCUGCUGGACCGGGACCAGAUGAUGCACACCAUCCUGCACUUCCCCCAGAACCGGAGGCUGCUGUCCCCCGAGGAUGCCCAGGAGCCGAUAUUUAAAGACAAGAGCACGGAGGAUCUCGAUGGCCUGUAUGACCCCUGCUUUCUUCUUCAGCUCUUCAGUGAACUGACCAGGCCAGAAUUCGUGGUGGAUUGCCGCAAAUUUUUGGAUUCGAAUGCUCUGGGCCUAACUGUCGCAGCCCUUAGCAGCCAUGACCCCCAAAUGCGGGCUGCCGCCUACCACAUCCUGGCCGCCUACUAUUCCCACCUGGAGGGAGCACGGUUCCGCGAGCAGCCCCAGCUGCUGUACCUGUUGGAUGUUGUCCGGAAUGGGAUUCGAACCCAGAACAUGAGACUCACUUUUACGUUGACUCUCUUCAUUGCCAAAGCAGCCCUGCAAAUUUUGAAACCAGAGGAGCACAUGUACUUGAGGAUCAGCAAGUUCCUGCUGUCACACGAGUGUCUGAAUAUGGACAAAGUUCCGGGCUUCUACCAGUUCUUCUACAGCUCCAACCUGGAGCACAAGACAGAGCAGGAGUGGGUGUUUGGGCUUCUGCGGCAGGGCCUCCGUGACAAGCGCUGCUAUGAGCUGUACACCAGGCGAGGAGUUUUCCACAUCAUCCUGUCCUUCUUUAACAGCCCGCUGUGUGACACCGUGGCACAGAAUUGGAUUCUGGAAAUACUGCAGAAUGCUGCCAAAGUUGCCAGAUCUGCUUAUGAAAUCAUACGGGACUAUAGCCUUCUAACUUGGAUAGUACACAUCCUGGAGAGCAGGUUCCUGGAGACCCCAUUGCUGUCUCAGGUGAUCUCCUUGCUGCACACGCUGUGGACGACCAACCUGGGAGACAAGGCGGAGGGGCAGGGCCCGCCCCCUGGCCAGCCCAGCUCCCAGGAAUCCCCCAAGCUGCUGGCCCUGCACCUGGUCAACGAGUUCCUGUAUGUCCUCGUCGUGCUGACAAGGCACCUGAGGCCCACCUUGGCCUCCACCCAGCUGACCAGCUUCUUCGGGACACUUGAGUCUGUGCUGAGGUACCGGGCCACGGUUAUUCAGGCCUUCAAGGACAUGAACCGAUUCACUGUGAACGAGACAGUGCUUUCCACCAAGGAUAUCCUUGUCCUCCUGUACAAAUGGAGCCUCAUCAAAAGAGACUUGAAACUCCAGGAAGACCUGACAACAGCCAUAGAGCAGUGCCAAGUUCGGGAGCUGAUGAAAAUGCUCAAGGACAAGAGCAAGCCUGUUCUGCUGGCCCGAGCCAAAGGCCCUUGGGGUCGGAAGAGGAGGCCUGGAGAGGCAGAGGAGACAGCUGACCCUGAGCUGCAGGCAUCCAGCUUGGAGAAGUGCAAGGGCUUCCUGAGGUCCAUAUUGACCCACUGGGGACCAGUGAUUCCUAGCCCUGAGCCCGCACAAGAGCCCUCUGAUGAGGCCCGCCCUGAGAGUGGUGUGCCAAGCCCUGCACAUGCCACCACUACCCUGGUGGUCAGCUGGGUACUGCGGUCAGUGGCCGAGCAGCCGCUCAGCAGACCAGAGGCUGCAGGACUCCUUGGCUGGCUUAAGAGCCACAUUUUGCCACACCCAGAGGUUGUGGCUGACCUUCUCAGAAACAGUGCCGUGAAGAGUGGCAUAUUUAAACUGUACAGCCAGCUCUGUGGGACUGAGGGCCUGGCGGGGCCUACUCAGGAUGUGGCCUGCCUUUUCAACACGGUCAUGCUGCAGCUGGUGGCGGCCCAGGGCCAGGAGGGGAGCCCCCUCCAGCUGGCGAUGGAGACCCUCUGCUACUCUUCUCAGAGUGAGAAGGACAAAGUCACCCAAGCCUCUGCAGCAUUCCUGGUGUCUCUGUACAUCAAGGACAUGUGGCUGGGAGCCCAGCAGCCGGACACACUCUUAACCCACAUCCAGACGGUCUGCAAUGCCGCAGAGGACAUGCCAAGUGGUAAGGAGGAGGCCAUCAUUGUGCUCUGCAAGGACAUUGCCGCCACCAUCUCAAAUGCUGGCCUUUCUGCCGGCCGGCGCCUCACAGCCUGCUGACCAGUGCCUCAGGCCGGUCUUCGAGGUGCUCCCACUUUCAUGGAGUCAAGGGUUUCAGAAAAGCAUAUGAAAUAACAGGUUUAGUAUGUUAACCUAGUUCUCUGACAAGGAAGAUUGAGAGGACUUAACUGAUCAGUGAGUAUAAACUCGAGGGACAGCGUGUCCCACGUGGUCAGUGUGAGUGAGCUACUUCUGGGCCUUGAGACCCAUCGUGCUCCGUCAGGAGAGACCUUUCCUCAGCUCAGAUUGAGGGAACACUUCUGAGGGCAGAAGGUAUGGGUGGAUAUUAAUGCCGAAUGUCCAAAAUAUAUCAGAUUUCUCUUCAGGAGCAUGAAGAGAAGUAAAAUAAAAGGAUAUUGUACUAAAUCCUUGAAGUAUAAACAUGACCUGUCAGAGCUAGGCACAGUGUUGCACAUCUGCAAUCCCAGCUACUUGGGAAGUUGAGGCAGGAGAAAUGCAAGUUCGAAGCCCACCUGGGCAAUGUAGUGAGACCCUGUCUAAAAACAAAUGUGUAUAUGUAUAUUUGUCUUUGUGGAAAUAG